Nasonia vitripennis (jewel wasp) is the source of this 3695-nucleotide messenger RNA. It is a transcript of the gene Skp2, whose product is annotated as S-phase kinase-associated protein 2. Gene Ontology annotation, biological process: SCF-dependent proteasomal ubiquitin-dependent protein catabolic process. Gene Ontology annotation, molecular function: protein binding. The record is from RefSeq and is a predicted model, not a curated record. NCBI's taxonomy places the organism in Eukaryota, Metazoa, Arthropoda, Insecta, Hymenoptera, Pteromalidae. Gene Ontology annotation, cellular component: SCF ubiquitin ligase complex. Bases 859 to 2367 code for a protein of 502 amino acids. The transcript is spliced from 8 exons.
CGUUCAACCACUGAGCGUAUCGUACCUCGUAGCCUUACUUGGAUUGUUCAUAAUGAUGACUGGACGUGGCAAAGGUGGCAAAGGUCUUCGCAAAGUUCUUCGAGACAAUAUCAAAGCCUGCCAUUCGUCGUCUGGCCCGACAUGGUGGAGUCAAACGCAUCCCUGGACUUCUCUAUGAAGAGACUUGGCGUUCUGAAGGUCGUCCGUGAUGCCGUGACCUAUACCGAGCACGCUAAGCGCAAGACAGUUACUGCAAUGGAUGUCGUUUACGCCUUGAAACGACAGGGACGGACGAUUUACGGAUUUGGCGGUUAGACUGAAUUGGUUUUUGCUAAUCAGUCCUUUUCAGGGCCACCAAAUAUUUCUCAACAAUCCUUAGACUCUGAUCUCUUCCUCUUAACACCGUCCGAAAAAAUAGCAGCCUAUGCAGUCAUUACUUGAAAAUCGGUUUAUACGCUCGGCAAAUGCCACUGUUUAUACUCUCAUUAAGUCAUCGCAAUUGGAGAAGAGUCAAGAACUGAAACCACUUCGUCUGCCUGUAUAACUAGCGUAGAGAAGCGCCACCACAUGCAUAACAUACGAAUCAAAGGAAUGAAUUUUCUGAGAGAAAAUUAGGCGCGCGAUGUACUUGUGUCCGUCCGGGUUAGGCUAGUCCAGUGGUAGUCUGCCUGCCGAACGCGCGCCCGCCGGUCGGAAGUUGAUUGAGGUUAUGUUAGCCUUGUAGCGCGCAUUCGAAGCUAUACACUACUGUUGUAUAUUGCAAGGGAGAGAGAGAGAGAGAGAGAGAGAGAGUGAGUGAAAGACGCGCGUCCACAUCACCCAGAGCAUUGCAGACGCCGUGCAGGAAUCGAAUCUACGAUGGCGGAAACAUGCUGGUACAACAGUAAAAGAAUGCGAUUGGAUGAUGGUUGUAAUAACAAUCAUAACAGUACAACGGAAAAGGAGAAUGAAAAAUGGUCAUAUUCUGGUGACACUAGUCUAGUAGAGCCAGAAAUUCUUGAAGACAUGGGUGUUGGAAUGCUUGCGGAUGGAGAGGCUAGUCGAGAGAGUUUGCAAACAUUAAAAACUCAAGAAUGUACAAUAUCUCCCAAAAACUUUGACAAGUUAAAACCUGCAAGUACCAUGUAUGAAUCACAAGAGACUUACAAGAGCAAUAGUUUUGAAAAAGAAAAUAUAGAUAGAUUGGAUCCAUUUGAAAACGAGGAUGCAGUUAAUUUUUGCGCAAUAAAUAAUGAGUCGGGCUAUGCAUCCAGGGUUGAAAAUGAUAACUUUGUAGAAGCAAAGGAAAAUUUCAGCAAAGAGGAUUCAAAUGAUGCAGUUGACAAACCAGGCAUGGAUCAAUUCUAUCUUUUCAGACGAAAGAAAAAACUAUCUAUAAUAGGAGAAGAUAAAUUUAAUAAACUUUCAGAUGAAAUGAUUCUUAUGAUUUUAAAGUGGCUUCCAAAAAAGUGCCUGGUUCGCUCAAUGUUAGUUUGCAAAAGAUGGUGUCAAAUAGCUCGUGAUGAAGCUCUAUGGACUAGAUUAGAUCUUGGUAGUAAAGUUCUAGCUGGAGGAACUUUAGGACAUAUACUUCCAAGAGGUGUUCAAAUUUUACGAUUAGCUCAGGCUGAAAUUGCAAACCCAGCAUUUCUUUCAAAUAGUGAUAUAUCUUUUGAGGAUUACACUUGUAAACUUCAAUAUCUAGAUCUCUCAAUGGCAGUUGUAUCUGCUGAUUUCUUGGCAGAUUUAUUAAAGAAAUGUAAAUAUUUAAAGAAAUUAUCUUUAGAAAAGUGCACAUUGAAUACUACUAGUUGUGAAGCAAUUAGUAAGAAUGAAGAUUUAGAAAUUCUUAACUUAACUAUGUGCGAAGGAAUGAACUUGAAAUGUGUGAAAAGCAUUAUAAAGUUAACCAGAUUAACAUCCUUGAAUAUGGCAUGGUGCGCCUUAGACUCUGAAUCCAUGGUAUAUCUAUGCCAAUCAUUACCUUUUUCCAUCAAAAGAUUAAAUAUAGCCGGUUGUAGAAAAACAUUGACUGACGAUAAUAUAAAGGACUUGGUUCAGUGCUGUCCAAAUCUUGUAGAGCUGGACCUAAGUGAUUGUACAAUGUUGACAAUUAAUACAGUGCAUAGUUUAAUGAAUUUAGGUGAAUUAGAACAUCUAUCACUAAGCCGUUGUUACAGUAUUCCAACAGCAACACAUCUUAGGCUGGCAUUGCUACCUCGUUUGAAAUGCUUGGACAUAUUUGGUUUAUUGUCCGAAGAAUAUCUCAAAACAUUCAUGGCAAAGUGUGACAAAGUUGUUAUUAACAAGUUCCCAUAUAGUGCUAUAGCACGACCAACUGUAGGUGUUAGACGAACUAGUAUAUGGGGUCAUCGAGUAAGAGAUUAGACAUUCAAUUUAGAAGCGUUUUCUCUAAAAAAAGGCGAGACAUUUAAAUGUCAACAACAUACCAAUGAUUGCUUUUCAUAAGGUAGACUGAAAAUAAGCAUUCAUCAAAAUAAGAUAAAUAGAAUACCGAUACUCAAUCGCUCUUAUGGCAUUUGUCAAUAUUAUGAUGAGAUGUUUGCUGCAGUUCAUCAUCAUCGUCGUCGUCAUUAUUUUUAUUAUUAAUUUUUAACAUUUAUUACCGAAAUGAAAACAUGAAAGCAUAUUUUUAUGGGAAAUGUGAAACUAAAGUGCCUUUAAAAUUAAUAAUGUAGCAUCACAUAAAGCAUAUUAUACGCUUACUUGUUUACAUGUUUCAUUGGAUUAAAUUUUUCACAAGUAAUCCAAAUGUUAAGUUUUCAUUUUGCUGAUUCCGGGUUGCUUGUAUUAAGAAAAAAAUAUAAACACGAAAUAAUCAAAUUGAAAUCUAAAUAAAUUCAAUUAGAUGGGAUUCUUAUUAUCAAAUACAUUUCACAUUUUGUACAUACAUAUACAAACAGAUCAAUAAAUUUUGAGGAAGAAAGAAAGCAUUAUGCUUGAAUUUUUCAAGGCUGUGCAUUAAAACUAUUGCCUCAUAUAUAGCUAAACUUCGUGAUAUAAUGUAUUUGCUAUUCUUAGUAUUCAUAUAAGAAAAUCGUAUUAUGUAAGUUUUUCAAGACAAAAUUUAUUAAAGCUCUAGAUAUUUUUGCUAUAUGAACAAGAAAAAAAACAUUAAAAUGGCAUUUCGACAUAUCAUUAAAUCAAAGCAAUAGAAAUAUAUAUUUACAAGAAACCACUUCGAAUCAAGAAAAAAUAAACAUUUUCAUUUAUAAUAGAAAAUUGUCUAAUUUUUUUCAAACCAUAUAAGGCGACUUGUUGAACAUAAAUUACAGUUCCUUUCCGGUUGUACGGGCCUAUAUUGUUAUAAUGAUACAUCAAAAGGUAAAGAGUGUAUUUAAUUAUAUUUUUUAUUAAAAGAUGUCAGAUUAUUACCUGAAAGGACAGAAAUAUACUAUAAAACCACGUACUUAUGUGUAAGCAUGAAACAUUGUAAUAACAAGGCUAUGAUUUUCAGGAUAAAUUUUUUACACUAUUGUUUUAUUAACAGAAAACAACAAUAACUUGAUCUUAAGAAUUACUUGCGCGAUUCAACUUUUUGCAAAGAAAUUUUUAUUUGCGCAUUAUUUCUGAGUUCUUACCAAUACAGAUCUAUUUCAAAAUGCACCUGUAUAGUUGUAUUUUUUUAUGACACAGUAUUUUGUAAAAUAUAAUACAGAAUAUAAUAUAGAACUUAGGAAAAAAAAUUAUUAAAA